Molecule: messenger RNA, 930 nt
Organism: Penicillium taxi
Lineage: Eukaryota; Fungi; Ascomycota; Eurotiomycetes; Eurotiales; Aspergillaceae
Exons: 2
Coding region: 1-930 (309 amino acids)
Source: RefSeq, a predicted model, not a curated record
AUGCGCCCGGGGCUUGAUAAACCAGGCGCACUCCCUCUUCUGGCUCUGAUUGUCUUUUCCCUCCUCACCCUGGUACCAUCUUUGUCAAAUAUCUACAACCUCAAGCUGGCAGAUUUUCCCUUUGCCAGUGGCGCUCGUCAAGUCCCUCUUAUCCAGGAUAAUGUCGACAUUCCCUCCGAUUCACUUCUGAGUGACACUCGCAAGUCAUGGUAUAAACCUGCGCUACCUCAUCCGUGUGGGAAUCGCAUACCGCGAUCGUCAAGAUGGGGUAAUGGGGCAUCGACGAUAUUCAGCGAAACUGCGACCGUUGCAAAUGAGAGCCGCUCAUCCUAUGCUUCGGAAUCUUCUUUCCUAUUCAGCAGAAGAGCUCGCGCAUUCCGCACAUACUUCAUUCAACAGCUAGAUGGCUAUCAACUCUUCACACAUUUUUCCAGUCGUAAUGUCACUGCAAAGACAGCCAGUCUGGACCCAACAAUCACAUCUUCCACUCGCCCCCCUUUACAAACCUCCUACAACAAACAGCCCGAUCAUGCUUCAAAUACUCCGAUCAAAUCAAAUACAUCCACGACAGAGAAAUCAGAACUGCAGGUUCUAUACCAGUACAGUGCGUGGCAGCAGGCCUGCCGAGCUGCAAUUAGCCUAUGGGACAUCGCAAAGGACGCCCCUUAUAUACCUGCAUUAAUCCACGGCUCAAAUUACAUCGAGUCAAUAAUCCACAUGAUACCCCAGUCUCUCAAUCUGUUGAAUACGUCAAUCCCCCCGAGGCCUCUCACCAACGCCUCGAAUUCCACCGCGGUGCAAACCCCCAAGUCCCACAUUGUGCCUGGUGAACAGCAGUCCACCGAUGCCGCAGGGCGGCAUUCCCCUGAACUACAAGGCAGCUGUAUGGCUGUCGUAAUCGGCUUGGUAGCCGGAAUUGUAUGGUUCUAG